Molecule: messenger RNA, 1641 nt
Organism: Helicoverpa armigera (cotton bollworm)
Lineage: Eukaryota; Metazoa; Arthropoda; Insecta; Lepidoptera; Noctuidae
Gene: BAEE
Product: CLIP domain-containing serine protease HP8
Exons: 8
Coding region: 154-1296 (380 amino acids)
Biological process (GO): proteolysis
Molecular function (GO): serine-type endopeptidase activity
Source: RefSeq, a predicted model, not a curated record
UUUAUUGUUGAUAACCUUAAGUGUGUAGCGGCUAGUCAGGGCCGGUUAACUGAACUAUCAGUCGCGCACCGGCCGUCCUCUGGACAACUAUAUUGUUGACAGACUCGUUUCGAAUUAAUGUAUAAUAUCUUGUUGUAACACCACUAGUGCCAAAUGAUGAAGAGCCUGUGCGAGGGAUCGGUUGUCAUCGUAUGCGUCCUCGUCGCCUCAUUGUCCAGCGCUGGCGGCCAGCGAUGUAAUGGCGGCACGAACUGCAUCCCCCUGAGCGACUGCACCGGCCUGUAUACCCUGUUGCAGAAGGGCAACACGCCCGCGCUGACGCAACUCCUGCGCAGCCUGCACUGCGGCUUCCAAGAUGGGAAUAUACCGAUGACAACAGAAUCAAGUACCGCACAAACCACUGAGUUAAGGAUGCGUGAUGCCGCCAGACUGCUGCCGAACUCCCGAAUAUGCGGGAUUCAGAACAAUGAUAGAAUAGUUGGAGGCACGCAAGCUGACAUCGAUGAACAUCCCUGGAUGGCCCUCAUCAGAUACGACAAACCUGUCGGAUCGGGCUUCUACUGCGGCGGAGUUCUCAUUUCUGCCAGAUACGUCCUCACCGCGGGGCACUGCGUCAAGGGCUCAGAUUUACCGCCAAACUGGAGGCUGUCACAAGUCCGUCUGGGUGAAUGGAAUACGUCGAGCGAAGUGGACUGUUUCCACGACGACUGCAGCGGGCCCGUGCAGGACAUUCCUGUGGAGGAGAUCAUUGCGCAAGAGGGCUACCAGGCUGAUGACCCGAACCAGCACAAUGACAUUGCUCUACUGCGGCUUGCGUACAACGCGCGGUUCAAUGACUUCGUGAAGCCGAUAUGUCUGCCGCUGACCAACGAGCUUAAGAACAGUUUCUUCGACGGUUACGACAUGGAAGUGGCUGGUUGGGGGAAGACAGAAACACUUGAGGACGAGCUUAGCUGGUCGCAGCCAUCUAGGCCUGGGUUGGCAGGCACCGAGUCGGACGUGAAGUUAAAAGUUCGCGUCCCCAUAGUAAACAUAAACCGCUGCGCCAACGUGUACGAGCGAGUGUCUCGGCAGAUAGACACCACGCAGAUCUGCGCGGGCGGCGUCGCGGGGCAGGACUCGUGCCGGGGAGACUCGGGCGGACCUCUCAUGGGGCAAGCAGCCACCGCCAAUAACUGGAUGGUUCUAGGAGUCGUGUCGUACGGGCCCUCGCCCUGCGGCACCCAGGGCUGGCCCGGAGUCUACACCCGCGUCGGCGCCUAUGUCGACUGGAUACUCUCCAAGUUACGUCCUUAGGUAACUCAAUAUACAAUUUGUUCGACUGAGAUUUUAAAUCAAUAUAAAAGCGGAAAGGCAUUAAUUUCGUGCAGUGUCACUUGAGAUUAAGUCAUAAGUGUUAAUGCCUUUAGACCUUAUUAUUAUCUGUGAGAUAAAAUAUAUUUCGACUUUAGCUAUACAUUGUUUUGCAUUGUAAGAGUUUAGUCACAAAUGAGUGCCAUCCAUGACAGUACAUCUUGCCACUGUAUUCUGUAGGUAUUUAAGAGUGUGUAUUGUGUCCUUACAAUAAACUGAAGAAUUCCUACUGCUUGGAAUAAAUAAAACAAUGUUAUGACUAUAAUAAAAUUUGUAUUAAGUAAAUAA